Molecule: messenger RNA, 3349 nt
Organism: Dermacentor silvarum
Lineage: Eukaryota; Metazoa; Arthropoda; Arachnida; Ixodida; Ixodidae
Gene: Cbp53E
Product: calbindin-32-like
Exons: 12
Coding region: 268-1200 (310 amino acids)
Biological process (GO): regulation of long-term synaptic potentiation; regulation of presynaptic cytosolic calcium ion concentration
Cellular component (GO): terminal bouton; synapse; nucleus
Molecular function (GO): calcium ion binding
Source: RefSeq, a predicted model, not a curated record
UGCUGGGACGCAGUCGGCCGCUUCUCGUCGUAGCCCGCAGAGCACGAGCCGCCGCCGCGCAGAGCCGCCGCACUCAGGCCCGAGCACACCACACACUCACAACAGCGCGCCCCCUUACGCGACAACCCUCCGCCGCCACUCGGCCCUGUCGAUCGACCCGCUCAGACGACUUUGAAACGUCUCCCCAAUCUUCCUUUACCUGCGUCUCCCACCCUCGUGCCCUGCUCUUACAGACCACUCCUCUGCCAAAAACUUAAUACGAGCGCGAUGGCCGAAAGCACCAAGGCAGGCAACAAGAGCAGUGCCAACUUCAUGCGCCAGUUCAGGGACAAGAAGACUAGGGAGCUCAAGAACCUGACGGCCAGCCAGUUCAUGGACGUCUGGAGCCACUACGACAAGGACGGCAACGGCUUCAUCGAAGGACGAGAGCUGGACAACUUUCUCCGCGAAUUUGUUUCCAGCGUCAGUUUGUCCGAUGUAGGACCAGAGGUCGUUUCAGAGUCCAUGCUGGAAGAGCUCAAGGAGUGCUUCAUGGAAGCGUACGACGACAAUAAGGACGGAAAGAUUGAAAUCCGCGAGCUAGCCCAGCUGCUGCCGCUGGAAGAGAGCUUCCUUUUGCUCUUCCGUUUUGACAACCCGCUCGAGUCAAGCGUGGAAUUCAUGAAGAUCUGGCGCGAAUACGACACCGACGGGAGCGGAUACAUCGAAGCAGACGAGUUGAAAAACUUCCUAAAGGAUUUGCUCCGAGAGGCCAAAAAAGACAGCAUCGAAGAAGACAAGCUGAUUGAGUACACAGACACCCUGCUACAAAUAUUUGACAGCAAUAAAGACGGCAAGCUACAGCUCAGUGAGAUGGCCAAGCUUCUUCCAGUAAAAGAAAACUUUCUCUGUCGUUCGGCCUUUAAGCUAACUGAUGCGACAGCGGGCGCAAGUAAGUUAACAAGGGAGGACAUAGAGCGAGUUUUUGCACUCUACGAUCGGGACAAGAACGGCACGAUCGAAAAUGAAGAACUCAAGGGAUUUCUUAAGGACCUCCUGGAACUCGUCAAAAAAGACUACGACGCGCAAGACCUGGAGGAGUUCCAGGAGGCCAUACUGCGUGGCUGCGACUUCAACAAAGACGGCAAGAUCAGCAAGAAGGAGCUGACCAUGGUGCUUCUGGCGCUGGCCAAGCACUCGGCCGACGAGGAUGGGAAAUAGGCGACGCCUCUUCCGACGCGGCAGAGUCGCCCCCGUUUCCACUUUGCAUCUAUAAUACUUUACAACCAACUCUACCAUAGCUCUAUCUCUCUCUCUUUCUCUCUCUCAACCGCUAUUUUCCUUCUCAUCUUCACUACUCGACCCGAACCUCUCCAUCUAUUUGCCUCAAGCGUGGCGCACCGGCAGACAAGCUCGCGGAGGACUCUGCUCGAGGGGGCGCGCCGGCAGCGAACGGCAUGGGCGCCGCCACGCACUCCUACGACAAGGAAUAAAAAGCGGCUGGAGUGAGGAACGCGACCUGAAAAACUUGGCACUCAAGGUGUGAGCGCGCCAACAGGUCGAAACCGGCUGAUCACGCGCAGCGCGCACGAAGAGCGAGUCUCGCGGCAUCGAGGUUGAGAGAGGAAGUGCCCCGAAGACACAGGACGCCCUUGACGCGCUCUGGCAAAGCCAAGCUCCACCUCCUCACGCUCCUAUUAAGGCGCUAGCAUUAGACGGGCCUCCGAAAAAAAAAAAGAAACCCUGCGUAAUACAACUACUGCCCGAGUUGAAAACGUAAGCACGCCCCUUGCCACACAACACCUCAAAUAACGCCGAGUAACGUGGUCCUCCAGUCAGUUCAUGUCGCUACUUAUAAUCAGUAGGUAUUGUCUUAUCUCCAAAACAUGCACCCACCCAUUCUCAUCCAUUAGAGCGCAUGGGCUUUUUUUUUUUUUCUUUCUUUUUUAGUGUUCGGAGUUUCGCUGAUACUUCCCGAGAGAAACGCAAUACGUCGACCGGCUCCUUGCAGCACCGAAAGAACGGGUGUUGGUAAGCGAGUAUAUGUCAGCGCUAUGCGUUAUCAACGAAAAAGAAAGACGCGUCUUCAACAAUGUAACUAGGAGCAGCAGGCUCGCCGAAAACAAUUUUACGCGCGAACCACUUUUUCUUUUUCUUCCUUUUUUACGUUUAGUGCCAUGCGGCCUCGAAAUAAAGACGCGCCUUGAUGGUUCAGGUCGCUGGAGCUGAGCAGAUGCACUUCGUCACUGCGGCAGUUGCGCGCGUCUUCCGUGCGUCCUGCUCCGAUCGGUCGACCCAGGCUAGCAGCGCAGGCGAUAGGGCUGACGGCCACUACUUAUAAAGCUUAUUCUUCUGAUUGUCUCCUUAUUUGCUGGCUUUCUAGCUUCUACAGGUGAAUUAUCGACCAGUGGGUAUGCAUCACAGUAUUAUAUGUCAGAACCUCUAUACAUGAUCAAUAUUAGUGGCACCUAAUGUUAUAGAGUUUUACUCACCUGAUGUCGUACAGCCUAAGUGAGCAAUUUGAGAGUCAGAAUGGCGUAAUGCAUGCAACAUUUUUUUCACACCACUCAGAAGAUGCGUUAACAACUUAGCCGAUGUGGGAGUUUCGAUGAGGGCUACGACGUCAGCUCGAAUUUACUGUUAACUCUUGUGCACGGGCAUGCGUCGCAUACGAUGAUGCUACGCUGAAUAAAAGAGGGGUCGUGUUUAAAUAUCGAAAGCUCAAAGGUCAUUGUUAAAGAACGUUAGUUGUCACGGUACAUAUACAUUGAACUAAAAAAACAAGUAAAUGAGAAUUUCAUGCCUUCAGGUAAUGCAGGCUAGAAAUAUUGCCGCACUCAAGAUGCGAUGUCACAAUCUGCAACAACCUCAAUAAGAUCUUUCGGCCAAUACUGUUUGUUCGACUUUACGCCCACGAAGGCCUGGGGCACUUGAAUGGCGCCAUCAACUUGCGAUGUAAGUGUCAGGCCACUCGGUAGACGUAAUGCACGUGUACGACAUUCUCUCAUAUCAUUUUACUCCGAAGAUGAAAAGUUGUUGCGCACGAGUUUUUUCGCCGUGAAGUAUUUGUGCAUAAGUGCUGUUUCGUUGCCAAGCUACGCGUCAUGCGCAUAUGGUUAAAGAUGGUUUUCCUUGCGAACUUCAAUGUCAUCUGUGCUUUCCAUGAAAUGUUUCCUUUUGUCUGAUGUGUCUCGCUGUUCAGUAUACCUUUCGGUGUAUACAAAGUUACUGCUUUAGCUACAAGAAAAUGUAGCUGCCACGCUGUUUAAAUACCAAACGUUGUUGACCUUAAGAUGUGUCUAACCAGAUGUAUACGCUCCUUUUCGGAAGACACCAAACUGACCAGAAUAAAGAUGAACUUAUGCCCGUU